This is a messenger RNA of Iphiclides podalirius (scarce swallowtail), 3654 nucleotides long. The record is from the annotation of a GenBank genome assembly. Lineage: Eukaryota; Metazoa; Arthropoda; Insecta; Lepidoptera; Papilionidae.
AUGGAGAAGCAGUCCAGGUGGUCGGAGCAGCGCUCCGAGCAGCGUUCCGAGCAGCGCUCCGAGCAGCGCACCGAGCAGCACAGCGAGCGGCGUGAACACCUGGUGCAGCAGCAGGAGCGCGUGCAACGCACCGAGCACCACUACACGCACCAGAUGCUCACGCAGCAACGAUUGGAAAGCGCCGGUGAUCGUAUGCCAAUUACUGCAGGCAGACCCGGGGAGCCUUCUCCACCAAUAUUUGAGCAAAUAUUUAAAAAUGCGAGAUUUGCUCAAGGUGGUAACGCGAAGUUUGAAGGCAAACUUAGGGGUAAUCCUACGCCAGUUGUUUCAUGGACAAGAAAAAAGGCUCCAUUAGUGGAAUGCAAUAAAUAUAGUAUGAAUUACAAUGAACAGACUGGUGAUGUUUCGUUGCUCAUCAAGCAAAUUGGACCUGGUGAUGAAGGUGGGGCCUCGACGCUGGACAUUCCGCGAGCCAAGGCGUCGGAUGCGGCAUGGUACCAGUGUACGGCCCAGAACGUCGCAGGCUCCACCGCUACUCGAGCGAGGCUCUAUGUAGAAGUACCUAAGGAGCCUCUGCCCGAACAAAAACGUCUGCACUUACCGCGACCUACAAAGAUCAUCGAGCCAGAACCCGCUCCUGGACCCGAAAUUAUAUAUUUAAGACAUGUAGAAAGAGCUCGCCCAUACAUUCCUCCAGGAGAAGAAGAUAGAGUAUAUCCUCCACCACAAUUUAUUAUUCCACUCAAAAGUCUUACCCAGAUGGAAGGUGGAAAAAUACAUUUUGAAACAAGAAUAGAACCUGUAGGUGAUCCUUCUAUGAAGAUUGAAUGGUUAAGAAAUGGUCAAAGUAUUGAAGCCAGUUCUAGAUUUACGUCUGUUUUUAGAUUUGGUUACAUAUCGUUAGAUAUGCUUAGUCUUAAUAUACAAGACAGUGGAGAAUAUACAUGCCGAGCUGUCAGUAGUACAGGCGUGGCCGAAACUAAGGCCAUAUUACAUGUAACCCCAAGAGCAACCAUUGAAAGGGCUAGCCAACACCCUGAAAGUUUACAAUAUAUACAGCAGCUGGAGGAUUAUUCAAGGUACGCACAUCAAGAAUCAAUUGAGGAACAGAUUUCUCAGCGCCCACAGUUUAUAAAGCCUUUGCAAGAUCUCGGAGAACUUCAGGAGGGCAGAAAUGCUCAUUUCGAAGCUCAACUUACUCCUGUAAGUGAUCCUACUAUGAGAGUUGAGUGGUACAAAGAUGGUAGACCAAUUACAGCCAGUUCGCGAAUCACGUCAAUCUUCAACUUCGGUUACGUCUCCCUUAACAUCAUGCACCUACGGGCUGAAGAUGCAGGUUCGUAUACAGUGAGGGCUGUUAAUAAACUUGGCGAAGCUGUCAGUACCGCAACAAUCAGAGUAGCAGCCAGGAGUACCGUUACUUCUGACCUCGGCAUUCCAGAGCAGAGAAGAUAUAUAGAAAAAACCGAACAGCUAGAAGCAUAUCAACAACAACAACAUCAGAAAUAUUACCAAGAGGUACCGGAAAGUACUCAAAGACCAGAAUUUAAAACCCCAAUAAAAGAUCAAAUAAAUAUUAAGGAAGGAGGAUUUGCUCAUUUUGAAGCUCGUUUGGAGCCAGUGGGUGAUUCUACAUUAAAAGUAGAAUGGUUGAAGGAUGGACGCCCUGUUGAAGCGAGUUCUAGAAUCACCACCUUCUUCAACUUCGGAUAUGUUGCAUUAACCAUUAAGUCUGUAACUAUUCAUGACGCUGGCCAUUACACAUGUCGUGCUUACAAUGCUCUUGGUCAAGCGACGACAAGUGCUAAUCUAACUAUUAUAACAAAGAAAGACAUAAUAGCCGAAUCACAGCACCCUGGAGGUUUGGAAAAAAUUCAAUACUUAGAAGAUUCGAGUAAAUAUUCAAGACGAACUGAAGAAGAAUUGCAAAUUACACAAAAACCUCGAUUUUUGGGCCCAUUAAAAGGUACAAAUAAAAUAGUUGAAGGUCAAAGUGCUCACUUUGAAGCAAGAGUAGAGCCGCAAAGUGACUUGACUAUGACCGUAGAAUGGUAUUUUAAUGGCAAGUUAAUUAAAUCAGCAAAUCGAAUUCAAACUUAUCAUGACUUUGGAUAUGUAGCGUUAGAUAUAUCAGGUGUACGAUCAGAUGACACUGGAGUUUACACUGUUGUUGCACGCAAUGCUGCCGGUGAAGCGCAAUUAAGUGCUUCAAUGACAGUUGAAACUCGAUCUAGUAUUGACACAUCAAGCAUUCAUCGUGGAUUGUAUGAAAAGACACGACAAAUAGAAGAAUCUAAAUUUGUGGAACCAAUGUAUCACAUAGAGCAAAUUUCCAAAUCAAAGCCUGUUUUUAUUCAACCGUUGUCAGAUCCACAACCGGUGUCUGAAGGAAAAAAUAUUCAUUUAGAAUGCCGUUUGGAGCCGAUGGGAGAUCCUACUAUGAGAGUUGAAUGGUAUCAUAAUGGAAGGGCAGUUACAGUGGGGUCACGGUUUCGAACUUACUAUGACUUUGGAUUCGUAGCCUUGGAUAUAAUUCAUGCUACUUCUGCCGAUUCCGGCGAAUAUACAGUCCGAGCAGUUAAUCAUCUAGGUUCUGCUCACACUUCUGCUAUGGUACGUGUAAUAGAAAGGUCGGAUGUACUCACAGAUACGCAAAACGAACAAGCGAUUGAGCAAAUACAGCUACUAGAAGAUUCUGCACGUCGAACCAGGCAACAACAAGAAGACAUCACUGUCAUGCAAGCACCACAUUUUUCUCGAGCUCUGCAUAAUAUCGAGACAAUAGAGGGCACUAAUGUUCACUUGGAAUGCAGGUUGCAACCAGUAGGUGAUCCUACUAUGAAGGUGGAAUGGUUUUGUAACGGCCGACCAAUAAAAACGGGGCAUAGAUUUAGACCAGCUUAUGAAUUUGAUUACGUUGCACUUGAUCUUUUAAGUGUGUAUCCUGAAGACUCGGGUGUCUACACAUGUCAAGCGACAAAUCAGCUUGGUGAGGCGGUUACUUCGUGUGCUUUACGUGUAAUAGCUAAAAAGGAUCUAAUUUUUGAAUCCCAGCACCCAUCAGGCCUAGAAAAGAUUCAAUACUUAGAAGAUGCCUCUCGCUACAAGAAAUCAGAGAUAAUUGAUGAAACUUUUAAUAUCAAACCUCGCUUUGUUACUAAACCCAAGUCCAUCGAUAACGUCAAGGAGAGACAUCACGUACAUUUUGAAUGUAAAUUAGAACCAGUAACGGAUCCCAAUUUGAAGGUUGAAUGGUUUAAAAAUGGUCAGCCUGUAACCAUUGGCCAUCGAUUUAGACCCAUACAUGACUUUGGUUACGUAGCACUAGAUAUAAUAGAUUUGAUUGCUGAAGAUUCCGGUAUAUACACAUGCCGAGCCGUUAACUUAGUUGGAAGUGACGAAGUAACUUGCAAAUUAUCUUGCCGCAGCACGGCUGAUAUUAUCAGGGCUACCCAAAAUGAGGCUGGUUUAGAACAGAUACAAGUUCUUGAAGAUCGAUCCAAAUAUUCCAAAACCAGCGUUAUAGAUGAAGCUACUACACAAGCACCAAUAUUUACAACCUCUCUCAAGAACAUUGAAAUAAAAGAAGGCCAACGCGCUCACUUUGAAUGCCGUCUUAUACCAGUAUCGGAUUCAACAAUGAAGCACUUGAUA